CACACACCACUCAAGAGAAGAUGUAGUGCUCCAUUCCAAAGGCGAGGCCCUGCUUAGGCUAGUGCUUAGAGUAGGGGGAGGGUGAGGAGUAGUUCGGGGAGGCGCCGGGCCUGUCGGCGGUUUUCUCCGGUCUUAUACCUCUACGGAUGCUAGCUUCCUUCUGAGUAAAGUUGCUCCAAGUUCCCAGCCUUCCCCCUCAUCGAGUACGUGGUUGUUGGAGAAAAAGAAAACGAGUCCAUCGAAGAAUGGUGGACGGCAUCGAUGACGAGGUGGUGGUGGAGCUGCCCUGCGGUGGAGGCGAAGGUAACCCCGCCGCCUACGCGGCUGGGCUCAAAAGGAAGCUGGACUUGUACUGCGCCGCUGUCGCCAAAUCCAUGGAGGCCAAAUCACAAGAAUCCUCGUUGGGCUACUCCGACUCACAGGCUUCAGGCACUUCACAAUUGACUUCUCAAGCUUCUUCUGCUGUUGAACACACAGGUGAUGGAGGUGGGGCAAGCCUAGUUACAAAUAACUCAAAUGUCCUCGGUCGUGAUGACUAUCAAGGAGACCCAAUUAACAGUGGUACAUCUAAGGAACAGUCAGACGCCUGUGUCAAUCUUGAGGAGAAAGGUGACCCUGCUAAUGAGAAAAAAAUGAGGAGAAUGCUGUUAAAUCGAGAAUCAGCUAGGCGUUCAAGGAGGAGGAGGGAAAGUCACCUGUGCGAUCUCGAAUCUCAGGUUUCCAGGUUAACAUCUGAAAAUGCAUCUUUGCUAAAGCGCAUGGCUGAUAUGACUCAGAAGUACCAGGAUGCUACCCUUGACAACAGAAAUCUCAUAAUUGCUGUUGAGACAAUGAGGACCAAGGUGAACAUAGCAGAGGAAGCUGUUAGGAGACUAUCAGGAACAACACUCCUCUUAUCCAGUACAUCUGAACUACCUCCAAGCAUGAGUUCUGUUAGUUAAGCCUUGCGUUGUAGAUAGACUUGCAUGUUUCCUUUUCUGUUAUGCAUGCGCACGAGCACCGUAUUCUGUGGUCGCCGUGCGCGUAGAGGUCGUGGCCGAGAAUAGCUCGCCACGGACCUGGGCUCUCAGCUGUGAGCGGCGUCGUGGGCGUGGGGAUGGACGCGCCGAAAUCACGCGACAUGGGGCAAAUGGCCGAGCGCUUUGCCUUGUAAUCUUUGCUUUAUAUUCAGUAAAGAACAACAGAAAAUGCUGCCAGUUCAAGCA
Messenger RNA from Panicum virgatum (switchgrass), 1205 nucleotides. RefSeq names its product light-inducible protein CPRF2-like. Gene Ontology annotation, biological process: regulation of DNA-templated transcription. The record is from RefSeq and is a predicted model, not a curated record. The coding region runs from base 246 to 941 and encodes 231 amino acids. The transcript is spliced from 7 exons. NCBI's taxonomy places the organism in Eukaryota, Viridiplantae, Streptophyta, Magnoliopsida, Poales, Poaceae. Gene Ontology annotation, molecular function: DNA-binding transcription factor activity.